Molecule: messenger RNA, 1083 nt
Organism: Nerophis lumbriciformis (worm pipefish)
Lineage: Eukaryota; Metazoa; Chordata; Actinopteri; Syngnathiformes; Syngnathidae
Source: RefSeq, a predicted model, not a curated record
AUGGAGUUUGUCCACAGCCAUGAGGUACUGGUUAUUCAGCAUCUCCAGAACAGCUACGGAGAAUACCGCGACUUCCUCGGCCUCAUUUCAACCGUUGGCGACCCUCGAAAUAUAUUCUCUGUUUAUUUCCCUCUUUGGUUCCACCUGAGUCACAGUGUAGGCACCAAGAUGAUAUGGGCGGCUGUUUUCGGAGACUGGUUCAAUCUCAUUUUUAAAUGGAUUCUCUUUGGACAGCGUCCUUAUUGGUGGGUGCACGAAAAUCCCCCUUUCCACAAUGACUCUUCCUACCAUUUGGAGCAAUUUCACAUAACAUGUGAAACAGGGCCAGGGAGUCCAUCUGGUCAUGCCAUGGGCUCAUCGUGUGUUUGGUACGUCAUGAUUACUUCUGCUCUCAACUUUAUUCGGCCUGCUGCGAGCAUUUUUUCUAUUCUUUCACUCUGCUCUUCCAGGUUUUGGCUUCUGAGGUCCUGCUUUUGGGCUGCCUUUUGGGUCAUUCAGCUAAGUGUUUGCAUAUCCAGGGUUUUUAUUGCGACACAUUUCCCACACCAGGUCAUCCUUGGCCUUCUAGCAGGUAUGUUGGUCGCAGAGGCAUUCGAACGCAUCCCUUCAGUCUACAACGCAAGUUUGAAAGCGUACAUCCAGACCAACGUUUUCCUCUUCUCUGUCGCUGUCGGCUUCUACCUGCUGCUCACCCUGGCAGGCGUAGAUCCCUUGUGGUCAGUCACAAAAGCCAGACGGUGGUGCGCCAACCCGGACUGGAUCCAUCUCGACACCACUCCCUUCGCCGGGCUGGUGAGAAACCUGGGAGCAUUGUUCGGACUGGGCCUGGCAGUCAACUCUGAGAUGUUCAUCCAGACUUGUAAGGGCAAGACCGGCCAGAAAAUACGAUUUAAGCUCAUGUGCUUGGCCGCCACCCUCACCACCCUUCAAGUGUACGACGUUUUGAAAAUACCCACACAUACUGAGGCCCUUUUUUACAUCUUGUCUUUUUGUAAGAGCGCCUCAAUUCCACUGGUUGUCGUUUCUCUAAUUCCUUACUGUGUUCGCCUGAUGAUGGGAGACGACGACAGGAAACUUGAUUAA